AUGAAGCUCUUCUCCACUGCUUCGUUAUUGUACGCCUUAGGUGCUGUUGGCCUCGUCGCUGCUGCAUUGCCAAAGGACGUUCCGUUGCGUUUGUCCCAGGGAUUUUGGCAUGCUCGCUUUUCCGUGGGGCCUCAAAACUUCAGUUUGACAGUCGACACCGGGAGCUUUGCGGUGCUGAUAAGCGAAGGUCUGUAUAAGCCGAACCCGACCUCGGUGCAGACGAACCAGGGGGAGUUUAUCCAGUUCAACGGGGCGAACGAGGAUGGCACGUUGUUUGCGUCUGAAACGUUUACCUUUGUCAAAGACAACGUCACAUUCGAUGACGUGGCCCUGGCAGGGUUCUUGGUGGGCAACAUCACCGACGGCGACCCUCUUGACGAGGAUGGCAUCAUAGGCUUCAGUCCGCCUGCGAGCGAAAUCACGGAUCCGAAUGACCCAACUUUCCUCGCAGGACAGUCGCUUGCCCAGGCUAUCUGCGAUCAGGAGAAUAUCUCCCCUUGCGAAUUCGGGCUCGCACUGAAGACAGACGGGACAGGAUCCCUCAUCUUCGGCCCCAUAGACGAGUCCAAAAUCAAGGGCAACCUUACGACGCAGAAGACACUGGCUUUCGACGCAUGGUGGGUCGUAAACAAUACCGAGGCCGAUUCGCCAUUCUUUGUGGUCGGCGACCAAGUCGUCACCCACAUCCAACCCAUUUUCGACAACGGGACGCCGAACGUUAUCGGCCCUCUCGACACUGUUCGCGCUGCUCUUGAGUCGGUAGGAUACGCAAUCAUAGAGACGACCGACGAUAACAAUGUCACCAACAUCUUCGGAACGUACGACUGCUCGUGCGAGCCAGCGCGGUUCGGCUUCAGCUUCCCGCCGAGUGCCGAAGUGCAUUACAUCGACCUGGGAGCGAAUGUGCUGAACCGAACGGCGGACGGCAAAACAUGCACGGCGAACAUCCUCGGAUCGUCCAUGGUCGAUGCGCCAACUUGGCAAAUCGGGCAGACGUGGUUCCAAGGGCGGUAUGUGCAGCAUAAUCUGAACACGAGCACGAUCGCAUUUGCGGAGCUCGCGUGA
Molecule: messenger RNA, 1065 nt
Organism: Dichomitus squalens LYAD-421 SS1
Lineage: Eukaryota; Fungi; Basidiomycota; Agaricomycetes; Polyporales; Polyporaceae
Product: acid protease
Exons: 10
Coding region: 1-1065 (354 amino acids)
Source: RefSeq, a predicted model, not a curated record